Molecule: messenger RNA, 984 nt
Organism: Talaromyces rugulosus
Lineage: Eukaryota; Fungi; Ascomycota; Eurotiomycetes; Eurotiales; Trichocomaceae
Exons: 3
Coding region: 1-984 (327 amino acids)
Biological process (GO): regulation of DNA-templated transcription
Molecular function (GO): zinc ion binding; DNA-binding transcription factor activity, RNA polymerase II-specific
Source: RefSeq, a predicted model, not a curated record
AUGGAUCCGCCCGCAGCAGACGCCGAAUCUACCAAGUCCAAGAACAGACCACAGCAGUCAUGCAUAAAAUGCCGCGAACGCAAGGUCAAAUGCGAUCGCGCAAAACCAUGUCGCUCGUGCGUGGUGCGCGGCUGGCAGGAUGAGUGCGAGUAUGUGCGCACGAAUGAAGACCGCGAGCAGAUCAACCAAGCAGACGAGAUUGAUUCGCUGCGGAAGGAGUUGAAUAGGCUGAAGAGAAGAUGGGAUGACGUCCAGCAGUCAUCGUCGUCAACGAGGACGAGCAGUACCAGUAGUCCAACUGAUGCAGCAGCUAUAGCUAUGGCGCCUCAUGCGCAGGGUGAUGAACAUGCAUGGCCGCGGAAAGCGCAGAAGAGACCUGGAGCUGAUGCUGCUCUCUUUUUCGGGGCGCAGAGUCAACAGGCUAGGUUUGUUGCUGAUGCUGGGUCCUAUCAGAAUGCUGGCCUGCAUCAUACAGCAGCUUUCGAGUAUGCCCAAGGCCAGCCAACCGGAAGCAGUAUGCUUCAACAUCCUCCCUUGACGAGGCCGGGCUCUGGUGAGAGUUUCUCUGGCCAAGUACCAGGAUAUGACUUUGGUUCACCCUAUUCCUGGGGAUUCAACGGCGUACCUGCAGACGCCCCCGUUCUAUACACUCAACAAGACCACAAUAAUACAUCACCACCAUCCCGGAACAAUUCCACAGCCUUUGCAGAGAAUGCGAUGCACCAACUGCAGCAACACCCGCAUGCCAACUUCUGGCGCGGCAAGGGCGUCUUGAUGCAAAAUAUCUACAAAAUCAUCCGCGACUGUGACGAGGCCUGGGUUCCGUCUAUUAUUGGUAUUGUGCGUGGUAGCCAGUCACCCGAAGACGCGAUCCGGUCUAUUCAUAGACUCAUGAGCACUUCUAGGUCGCCUACAGGGUCGUCGGCGUCGGCUAUAUCGAACCAGUCUUCUCCAGAGGGGUGGGCUGGUUAUCAAAUGAAUUGA